UUGUCUGUGCAAAUAAAAGAAUCAUAACUUAAUAACAUUCAACACAAGCAUUAAUUAAAAGCAUUGUAACUUAUGCAUAAAGUCCCCCGGUUCUUCAAUUUAAAAUUUCGCGUUUUCAGCAUAUCGUACGACCUUCAGGUCAGUUGUCAAUUGUCGAUUUUUGAGGUUAAGUAAUUGAAGUUUUGUUUUAUCUCUCUUAUUCCAUGUUUUUGCCACAUUUUGUUAAUUGAACUGGUUUAAAGCUAUUGUUCAGUAAUAUUUAUUCAAAAUCUGUCACUAUCUAUAUCUUACCUUAUUAAAUAUCGUUAGACAAUGGACAGUGGCAUAAGUGUUAACAAUUUCAGCAAUGUUUGUCGCACUUGUCUUGUUGAGAAUGUUGAAUUGAAAGAUAUUUUUAGUUUGUCUGUUGAUAAGAUGUUAAAAGAAUGUACCUCAAUACAACUACAAUCUGGAGACGGUUUACCAGAAUUUAUUUGUGAAUCAUGUAUAAGCAGAGCCACUGAGGCUUAUUCCUUUAAAUUAUUAUGCGAAAACAGUGACCAGACUUUAAGAAACAUUGUCCAAAACUCUUUACUAAAGGACGAUAAAGAGAAAAUGGCCGUUUUAGAUAAUUAUGAUGAGUGUAGCAAUGCUGAUGAACCAUCACCUGAAACAAUUAGAGAUGAUGAUAAAGAAUAUUUCACCAAUUCUCAAGAUAAUCUUAAUGAUCAUUCCUACUUUGCCGACGUCACAGUUAAAAAUUUAAAUGAAUUAGAAGAUAUUGAGUGCAAGUUAUGUAGUCAAACUUUACGCAAGAACGAAGAAAAAAACCACAUGGAAUCUUAUCAUAUCGGUGAUAAUUACCACAUAUGCAACAAGUGCAAAAAAGAAUUCACCGAUAUAAAAUUAUUAAAAAGGCACAUGAGGACACACAAGUUAAAGAAAAAUCACAAUUGCCCUACUUGUGGUAAAAGUUUUUACGGCGCUAAUGACCUAACAAUCCACAUAAGAGUCCACACUGGAGAAAAACCCUUGACUUGCACAGUAUGUUCCAAAGCCUUCGCCGACCCUAGAGGCUUAAACAGCCACAUGAAAACCCACACUGGCAAAAAACCAUACACGUGUAAUACCUGUGGGAAAAGCUUUGCCCACUCUUUUGUUCUCACAACACACAAGAGGACUCAUACUGCUGAACGGCCUUACGUGUGUUCCUCUUGUGGCAAAACUUUUAUUUAUUCCCAUAAUUUGGCCAUUCAUAUGAGGUCACACACGGGGGAAAGGCCUUACCAGUGCCAACAGUGUUACAAAUCGUUCAGUUCAAGUUCAACACUUUCUGCUCAUAUGAUGACGCACACGGGCGAGAAGAGGUUUGUUUGUAGCGUUUGUGGGAAAAAAGUGGCGAGAUCGGGGGAUUUGGCAAUACAUAUGAGGAUACAUACGGGGGAGAGGCCUUAUUCGUGUACUUUGUGUUUUAAGCAAUAUCGAAUGUCGUCUCAUUUAUCGGCGCACAUGAAGUCGCACACAGGGGAGAAAAAUCAUGUAUGCAGCACGUGUAAUAAAGCCUUUAGUAAUGCGAGGAUUUUAAGCUCUCAUAUGACUAUUCAUACAGGGGAGAAACCGUACACUUGCACAGUUUGUAACAAGUCGUUUGCACAUUAUAGUUCCUUGUCUACUCACAGAAAAAUUCAUAUGCAUGACAAAAAUCUAAAAAAAAAAAUUGUCGGCCCUGCUAAACUAACUAACAAAAUGGCCACCUUGAGCGAUGGCGUCAUUGAUUGUUCUCCUUCCAAAAAACCAAAAUUGGACGAAAACUCUGAAAAAUGUAAAGACGGCAUUCAUGAAACCCUCGCAGACUUGUCAACAUUUCAAUUAGAAAAAGUCCUACACAAUAAUACAAACCGAAAAACUGUGUGCCUUAAAGGAAAGUUCGCCUCCAAAAAUGGGGACGCUUUAGUGCUUCUAGAGAAAACAGCUUUUGCCGAGGAGAAUCUCAAAGAAGACAGUGACUAUUUUACAAAGUAUAGUUCAUUGGAAAAAGUGUUUCAUAACGACAUUUACGGAAAUUACAAUUAUUUCCCUAAAAUUAACCUCAACUCAAUUAAAGCCACGAUUAUACAUCCGGCCACUGAAGAGCAUUUUGUGAAGUAUUCGCAACAGAAUUGUUGCAUCAUUGACGAAACUCCGGAAAUUUAUCAAAAAAUUGUCUUGCCUCAUAUCACUUCACAGCAGUUUGAUUUAGCCUGGGUUUACAACAUUUUGGAACGCAAAUCAGAGUCUGAUAGAAUAGUUUUUGAAGACUCGGAUCCAAACACAGGCUUUAUUUUACUACCUGACUUGAAGUGGAAUGGUGAAGUUGACACACUUUAUUUGUUAGCUGUUGUCCACAAGCGUGAUAUUAAAUCGCUGCGGGAUCUAACAGGGGCCCACUUGCCAUUACUCAAAAAUAUACAAAAGAAGGGCAUUAAUAUGAAUUCAGAUGUAACUGUUCUGCCAGAUUUUAAUGCUGUUUGCCGCACUUGUUUACAAAGUGAGAGUAAUUUAACGCCUCUAUAUCACUCCAAAGCCGCUGAAAUGCUAAUUUAUUGCAAUUUUUGCAAAUUAAAGGUUUUUGAAGAUGAUGGCUUACCUGACCAAAUUUGUCAAACUUGCUUCGAAAUGCUAGAAAAGUCUUUCAGUUUUAAGCAACUGUGCAAAAAAUCUGAAUCUGUUUUAGAAAAGGCUUUAACAAAAAAUAAUUCGGGCCAACAACCUUUAUUUUCUAACGAAUCUCAAGAGAAACAAACUUUUACAUUAAAAAAUCAUCCAGAGGAUUGUCACACUCAAGAAAGUUCAUUAGACUCUAGUGAUGACUUACGAAGGAAUGAGAUUUUUAACCAAAUUACAGAUUUACUUAAAAACGAUGAAAAUGCAGCUGAUUUUUCAGAAGGAGAAGCACAUAUACAAGAGGAUUUUAUAUCAUUUUUGGAUGAGCCUUUGCCGCCCCCCUUGCCAUUUCAGUGUGACAACUGUAGUCACUCUUUCAAUCAAGAAAAUGACUUGAAAAUCCACCGAUCAAUACACAAUUCUGACUUGAGUUGUCUCGCAUGUUCAAAAAAAUUUAAGGGUCGGCAAAGUUUGAAACGGCAUUUAAAAAUACACCUAACUCAAAAACCACAUGUUUGCAAAAUUUGUAGCAAAAGUUUUUCUGAAUCUUACGCCCUAGUUAAGCAUUUGCGCCGUCAUUCGGGCAUUCCACGUGAAAAAAGACACAUAUGUGAAGAAUGUGGACAAGGGUUUUCAGAACCUUAUUACCUGAAAGUGCACGUGCGGAAACACACAGGGGAAAGACCUCUCGCAUGUCCUGACUGUGAUAAAACAUUUGCUGACCCAAGGUCUCUUAAAACGCACCUCAUGAUUCAUAGUGGCGAGAGACCGUUCAAGUGCAACUAUUGCUCGAAAAGUUUUAUUCAAAAUGCGAAUUUAACAAAGCAUUUGAGAGUGCACACGGGUGAGAAGCCGUACGCUUGCGAUUUAUGUGAUAAGAGGUUUACGCAAUCUUCGAGUUUAGAAAAACACAAAAAAGUUCACAAGCGUAGCACUAGUUUUGCGAAUAAAAGCGGCUUGAUGAAACACCUGCCGGUUCAUACAAACGAAGAAAAUGUGUCUUCUUGUGAAUAAAAUGUUUUAAAAAUAAAGAAAAUUAAAAGUUU
This is a messenger RNA of Tribolium madens (black flour beetle), 3668 nucleotides long. Its product is annotated as zinc finger protein 271-like. Gene Ontology annotation, biological process: deadenylation-dependent decapping of nuclear-transcribed mRNA; regulation of transcription by RNA polymerase II. The transcript has 15 exons. Gene Ontology annotation, cellular component: nucleus. The coding region runs from base 313 to 3636 and encodes 1107 amino acids. Lineage: Eukaryota; Metazoa; Arthropoda; Insecta; Coleoptera; Tenebrionidae. Gene Ontology annotation, molecular function: DNA-binding transcription factor activity; hydrolase activity; zinc ion binding. The record is from RefSeq and is a predicted model, not a curated record.